UUUCUUUGCCCAAGGCAAACACUGAGCAUUUGAGAGCCAUGAGAAUGCUUCUGCAUUUGAGUUUGCUAGCUCUUGGGACUGCCUGUGUUUCUGCCAUGGCUGUACAAAGUCCCAUGAAUAGGCUGGUGGCAGAGACCUUGGCACUGCUCUCCACGCAUCGAACUCUGCUGAUAGGCGAUGGGAACCUGAUGAUUCCUACUCCUGAACAUAACAAUCACCAACUGUGCAUUGAAGAAGUCUUUCAGGGUAUAGACACACUAAAGAAUCGAACUGCACCGGGGGAUGCUGUGGAAAAGCUGUUCAAAAACUUGUCUUUAAUAAAAGAACACAUAGACAUCCAAAAAAAAAAGUGUGGUGGAGAAAGAUGGAGAGUGAAAAAGUUCCUAGACUACCUGCAAGUGUUUCUUGGUGUAAUAAACACUGAGUGGACAACAGAAAGUUGAGACAAAACUGGCUUGUUGUAGUGAAAGAUUUUGGAGGAGAAGAUUGUUAUUUUUUGCACUGGGAAUGAGGACCAACAAAGAGUGGGGCCUUAAUGAUCAGUGUAAUUAAACUUAAGAGGCAAAGCAAUUAUUUCAGGCAUACUGCUACUUUGCCACCUCACAUAGGCAGAAGGGAGAAAAAUAAAAUAUUUGAGGUAUAUUUCAGAUAUCAGAAUCAUCAAAGUCUUUCCUCCAGUGUGCUCCAGGCAAAAUAAACAUGUACUUUAAUCUUAUUUAACACAACAUUCUGUAAAAUGUCUGUUAACUUAAUAUUUAUUUAUGAAAUG
Messenger RNA from Suricata suricatta (meerkat), 769 nucleotides. RefSeq names its product interleukin 5 (gene IL5). NCBI's taxonomy places the organism in Eukaryota, Metazoa, Chordata, Mammalia, Carnivora, Herpestidae. Gene Ontology annotation, molecular function: growth factor activity; interleukin-5 receptor binding. The transcript has 4 exons. Bases 39 to 443 code for a protein of 134 amino acids. Gene Ontology annotation, biological process: immune response. Gene Ontology annotation, cellular component: extracellular region. The record is from RefSeq and is a predicted model, not a curated record.